CAUUAAUAGUUGUAAAUUUAGGAGUUACCCGGGUGUUAUCAGACAGCAUGAUUUAAAGCCAGCAGGUUCGAUAUAUCUCAUAGUACGUUACCCACAUUACCGAGUGAUCGAAGUUAAUGUACCUACGCCGCGAGAUAGCGGUGUUUGCACAGUGAUAUGCCGCCGGGGGUUCGCUACGCGCGCCAUCAUCACAUUCCUACCGACGACCUUAAUUUAACACCGCAUUUGUGAGUUUGUAGCAUGGAACAGUAGUGAAGUGAGUGAGAAGUGCGCGUGAACCGUGUGGGUCACUCAAUCGGUGCGCCGAUAUGUUGUUGAAUGGUGCAGUGAGCGGGCCUGCAGUACAACGGAGACGCUCAGGUCUCUGCGCAGCUCGAUGCUGUCGUGGGGCACGGGCAGGGCAUCCGGCGGCGGCUCGAAGGCCCGGCCGCCGGCGCCGAGCGCCGUGCCCCGCGCCAGCGAUGAGGAGUCCGACAGCGACGCCGGUGCCGAAGGCGCGCUGCUCGCGGGCGCCGCCGCCCUGGCUCGAAGACGACACGCCAUAAGAAUCAAAAGGAAAUCAAAAAUAGCUUUUCGAGUAUUAAGACGCACGGGCGAAGAAGCCGGCGGAGCGCGAGUGCUGCGCACGACGCCCGACUGGGGCGAGGGCGCCGUGAGCGGGGAACACCUGUGGAUGGCCUCCACCGUCUCAGGGGAAAGCUGCUACCUCGGCGAAGCGGAAUGCCAGCGCUCGACGCUGGACUGGGACGAGGACGCCGUGAGCGGGGAACACUUGUGGAUGGCCUCCACCGUCUCAGGGGAAAGCUGCUACCUCGGCGAAGCGGAAUGCCAGCGCUCGACGCUGGACUGGGGCGAGGGCGCCGUGAGCGGGGAAUACCUGUGGAUGGCCUCCACCGUCUCAGGGAAAAGCUGCUACCUCGGCGAAGCGGAAUGCCAGGUGAGGCACACUUUCUAA
Molecule: messenger RNA, 955 nt
Organism: Cydia splendana
Lineage: Eukaryota; Metazoa; Arthropoda; Insecta; Lepidoptera; Tortricidae
Product: diacylglycerol kinase zeta-like
Exons: 4
Coding region: 377-955 (192 amino acids)
Source: RefSeq, a predicted model, not a curated record